Molecule: messenger RNA, 1185 nt
Organism: Candidozyma haemuli
Lineage: Eukaryota; Fungi; Ascomycota; Pichiomycetes; Serinales; Metschnikowiaceae
Exons: 1
Coding region: 1-1185 (394 amino acids)
Source: RefSeq, a predicted model, not a curated record
AUGAACGUGUCGAGGACCAUUCUUUUUAGGUCCCCUCAACUGAAGUUGUUUCUACGACUUGUGAAGAGCCCGAGCCAUAUGCUAUUCCUUGCUUCAAACUUGGCAAUCCUAGUGCACUUGCAAUAUUUCUCUGCAACACGGCUGUUACACUACCCCAGGGGUGAUCGUGAAAAAUUAGAUCGACUCAGAGCCCAAACGGCAGAGUUGCGAGAUCUCGAAGAAGAGGAGAGAAGAAUAAAAGAGGAAAUUGAAGCGCUCAAGGGACAACUUCCGAACGGUAGAAGAAACGACCUUGAUCAGUGCAAUGAAGCACGUGGAGUUCACAUAAGGAGAAAGGAAUUAUGCCGAAAGCAAGAUAAUUUGAAAUUAGUCUCCAAAUUUGAUGGGCAAAGAUCCGCCAUAUUCAAAAGCCUUCUAAAAGACGUCAAUAUUCAUAAUCUCUUUGCCCACCGCUUUGACUCUGGUGGAUCUUUCGACGAUGAUGCUGACGCUCCAAGUGCACUCAGUGAGGCGACAUAUGUGACUUCUCCCGAUAAGAGAAUCAUAUCGCAGGUCAUCCUUCGUUGUUUAAUCGGCGAUUUGAUAACUGAAACUACCUCAGGAUCGGAGGUUAUGGCAAACCAGACUGAAAGAUCAACAUUCGGUGGAAAACUGCUUCGCUCAAUAAUAUUCGAUGCUAACUCGAGGCUGUUGACCUAUGAAGAUUCUGAUAUGACAAAAUUUAUUAACUGCACAACAUUUAACGUGGGAAGGUCCCCUCACAUACCAAAAGAAACGAUAAUAACAGAACUCGAGGCCGCUUUCGAUUCGUUCAUUUUAGGCAAUGGAAAUGGUUCAAAACGAAUCUUGUUGCUUAACGUUGCUCGCUCGCUAACUCGAAAUAACGCUUCAGCAUUUCCAGACGAUCUAAUUUUAUUCCUAUACCAUAAGUUUGGUUUACUGAAACUUUACAAAUACCAGGCGAUGCUUCUAACUAUUUUACCCAACCUUCGCAUCCGAAUAGAGCGCUCUGUAUACGAUGCAGCAGAGCUACUGGCGGAUAAAGAGCCCACGAAUGAGAGAACGAUAAGGCUAGAUAACCAUCGUUCUAUGGUGCCAAACGGUCAACAUUUACAAAGCGCUGCUGUCAUCCUGCAACCAAGGUAUUUAUGUAAAAGUGUGGCUGAAGUUUAUACUGCUUGUUAA